This is a messenger RNA of Didymosphaeria variabile, 627 nucleotides long. RefSeq lists its product as uncharacterized. Bases 1 to 627 code for a protein of 208 amino acids. The record is from RefSeq and is a predicted model, not a curated record. NCBI's taxonomy places the organism in Eukaryota, Fungi, Ascomycota, Dothideomycetes, Pleosporales, Didymosphaeriaceae. The transcript has 3 exons.
AUGGAGACGGAAACGACGCAAAUGGCUCUCACAUAUCUGAAUACCUUCUGCGAUCUAAGGGAAGCUUGGUCUGAGCUUAAUUGCAUUCUCUACAAGAUCAUUGCCCUAAAAAACAAGGCCCACUUCCACCAACUUCCAACGGGCGAUUCCCUGAAUCACGGAACCUGCGACAGCGAGCUUCUCCCGCUGCAGCAACAACUUCAGGCCUCGCUCCAUCAGUGGCACACAACCUACACAACAUCCAAGCCCCAUCUCGACUCCGAAGAGCCUACGCUCGUCAUCAACGCCAUAAUAAUGAGUUUCUACACGCUUGCCGCAAUUCUGGAAGGCAUCUGGGAUUGUAAGAUUAUGAGUAGGAUCAUAAGAAAGGUGAUGGAGGUGGAAGACGGGGGUUUGUAUGAAGACGAAGGGGAAGAUUUUGCGUCAGAAACGCUGCCGGGAAUUGACGAGUUGAGCCCACCUGAGCUGCCGCUCGAAGAGAGACUGGGUGAGAUCAGGGUCGAACUGGACAAUGAGAUGACCGAGAGCGUCAUGGUGGAGUACAGAAAAGCGUGCCAUCCUGCGGGAUGGGAGCGCGUGUGCAUCUCUCUCACGGACCCCUCUCCGGAAGGCAUUGGAACACUCUAA